UGUAGAGAGAUAAAUACUUUUUUUAUUUUAUUAUAUUUUUGUCAAAUUCCAAAAUUUCCAUAAAUAAUUGUUAAAUCAAAUUGUUCUCUCUCUUCUCAUUCUCGUGUCCCGCUUUCUGUCUCUGUCACUCUCUCGUCUCCGGCCUCCGUGCCGCCGCCCUCGCCGGCUUGCCCAACCCCUUCAUCUCCGUCCUCGCCGACUCGCCCAGCCUUCCCCGUCGCCCGGCCUCCUCCUUGGACCAGCAUAAGUUUGGUCGUUAAAGCGCAAUGGUGGCGAAGAAAGGGAGCAGAGGAGGAACGGUAGGCGAAGAUGCGGAGGAGGAACUAUCACGCGUCCCCCUGCAGGCCAUUCUCUUGGCCGAUAGCUUUGCUACACUCUUCCGCCCUAUCACCCUCGAACGCCCUAAGGUAUUGCUACCACUGGUCAAUGCACCUAUGAUCGAAUAUACAUUGGCGUGGCUCGAGGCUGCUGGAGUUGAGGAGGUUUUUGUGUUUUGUUGCGCUCAUUCCAAGCAAGUGAUUGACUAUUUGGAAAAUUCCAACUGGCUCAAUCAGCCAAACUUUUCUGUUGCAACAAUAGAGUCUUACAAUGCCAUGAGUGCUGGAGAUGCUCUAAGGCUGAUAUAUGAAAGGCAUGUGAUACGCGGAGAUUUCAUUCUUGUUACUGGGGAUACUGUGAGCAAUAUGCCACUAACCCAGGUUCUUAAAGAACACAAAGAUAGAAGGAAAAAGGAUAGCAAUGCAGUAAUGACUAUGGUAAUCAAACAGUCAAAGCCAUCUCCAAUAACACAUCAAUCUCGUCUUGGAACAGAGGAGCUGUUUAUGGCAAUUGACCCUGAAACGAAGGAGCUCUUGUAUUAUGAGGAUAAGGCUGAUACAUCAAAAGGGACUAUCACUCUGGACAAGACAAUGUUACUUGAUCGUUCUUCUAUGUCUCUUCACAAUGAUAAGCAGGAUUGCUAUAUUGACAUAUGCUCCCCAGAAGUUCUGAGUCUUUUCACAGACAAUUUUGACUAUCAGCAUUUACGCCGUCAUUUUGUCAAGGGGUUACUUGUUGAUGAUCUUAUGGGUUACAAAAUUUUCACCCAUGAAAUUCAUUCAAGUUAUGCAGCAAGGGUGGAGAACUAUAGGAGCUACGACACUAUUAGUAAAGAUAUAAUACUGAGGUGGACUUAUCCUUUUGUUCCCGACAUUCAGUUUCAUCGGAAUAAUCUGACAAAGCUUGGAAGACAGGGAACUUAUCGGGCUUCAGACAUAGGGCUCUCUCGUUCUGCUAAAAUGGGCCCUUUUACUGUUAUUGGAAGUGGCACCACUAUUGGACAGCACUCAGAAGUUUCCAAUUCUGUCAUUGGUGAAGGCUGUAAAAUUGGAUCAAAUGUUUCAAUUGAUGGAUGUUACAUUUGGAAUAAGGUGAACAUUGAGGAUGGAUGUAGAUUAAAGCAUGCAAUUGUGUGUGAUGGGGUGACCAUGAAGUCUGGAGCGGUUCUUGAAGCUGGUGUCGUAUUAUCUUUCAAGGUUGUAAUUGGGCAAAAUUUUGUUGUGCCUGCUUACUCGAAGGUUUCUCUACUCCAACAGCCUGUCAAACAAGACAGCGAUGAAGAGCUGGAAUAUGCUGAUAAUAGCAGUGGGAACAUAGAAAUUGCAUCAGUACUUAAUACUCCUGAAGUGUUGGAGGAGGAGUUGAUUACUGAGGUAUCUGAUUCACAAAUUCAGGUUGGUGGGGUUGGUUUUAUUUGGUCAGUUGGUGAGAAAGGCCUUGAAGAAGAAUGGAGGCAUUCAGUGGCACCAAUUCCUGCCGAUCGACUUGUUGAAAUAAUCAAUUCUGCAACUGAUGAACUGGAGAUAUCAAAUGCAGAAGGCAACAUUCUUCCACCUUCAGGAGAGCUGGGACUCGAUUCUGAUAAUGAGUCUGAUGAUGUUAGAGAUGAUUAUGCCCAUUUCGAAGAGGAGGUUGAAGCAACUUUUCUAAGGACUAAAAAUGAAAAUAUCGAAGAAGAACAUCUAAUAUUAGAAGUUAACUCGCUGAGGUUGUCAUACAAUCUGGCUGCUGCUGAUUGUGCUGGUGCUUUAUUCUAUGCAAUGAUGAAGUCGGCAGUGGACACUCCACAUGAUUCUCCAAAUGAGCUUAUAAAAAUUGCUACUGGUGUGAUUGCAAAAUGGAAAAAUCUUUUGAAGUAUUACUUGCCAAGCUUAGAUGAAGAGAUUGAGGUGAUAUUGAAAUUUGAAGAAAUGUGUUUAGAGUCUACAAAAGAAUUUUCACCACUAUUUGUCCAGAUUUUGCAUUAUCUAUACGACAUAGAGAUUUUGCAAGAAGAUGCUAUACUAAAUUGGGCAUCAGAAAAGGAACAGGCAGAUGAGUCGGAUAAAUUUUUUCUGAAGCAGGCAGAGAAACUCAUACAGUGGUUCCAUGUGGCAUCUGAAGAAGAAGAUUGAGGGUAAACAGAGUGGGGAAACACGUUCUUGCUUGUUGCUAGCUAGGUGCAAUGUGAUGGAAAUCGAGCUCAAUCUUUGAAUUCGAUAGUUUUUCGUAUAUUUUUCAGUUGAAACUAUAUUCAGUUUAUGUUCAAGAUUCUACGAUAUGUGUACUUGGUUUUAAAUAAUUACUAAUACGUCUUUCCGUGUAAUACACAGAUCAUGAUAUAUUUAUUUAUUUAUUUUUAAAAUUUUAAA
Messenger RNA from Salvia miltiorrhiza (redroot sage), 2669 nucleotides. RefSeq lists its product as uncharacterized. The transcript has 16 exons. The record is from RefSeq and is a predicted model, not a curated record. Gene Ontology annotation, molecular function: translation initiation factor binding; translation initiation factor activity; guanyl-nucleotide exchange factor activity. Gene Ontology annotation, biological process: biosynthetic process. Gene Ontology annotation, cellular component: eukaryotic translation initiation factor 2B complex. The coding region runs from base 267 to 2432 and encodes 721 amino acids. NCBI's taxonomy places the organism in Eukaryota, Viridiplantae, Streptophyta, Magnoliopsida, Lamiales, Lamiaceae.